Pteronotus mesoamericanus is the source of this 4806-nucleotide messenger RNA. It is a transcript of the gene LARGE1, whose product is annotated as LARGE xylosyl- and glucuronyltransferase 1. Gene Ontology annotation, molecular function: glucuronosyltransferase activity; xylosyltransferase activity. Gene Ontology annotation, cellular component: Golgi apparatus. Gene Ontology annotation, biological process: protein O-linked glycosylation via mannose. Bases 886 to 3243 code for a protein of 785 amino acids. The record is from RefSeq and is a predicted model, not a curated record. NCBI's taxonomy places the organism in Eukaryota, Metazoa, Chordata, Mammalia, Chiroptera, Mormoopidae. The transcript has 16 exons.
AGGCGGCGGCGGCCGAGGCCGGCCAGCGCUCCUGGCGGCUGCGGGGCCGCCCUCGUCGGCUCCCCGCACCCACCGCGCUGCGCCCCGCCUCCGCUCCGGUGACCUUCCCGGGGCGCCUCCCCCGGCCCCGCGCCCCCGGCCCCGCGCCCCAGGCCAGGGCGAGGCCCUCUUCUGCGCCUCCUCCCCGCGGAGCCGCGGGCGGGCGGUGCAGGCCCGGGGGGCGGACGCGCCGCGACCGGCUGCAGCACCCCCGCCGCUGCGCUCGGUGCCCGGCCCGGCCGGACUGUCGCUGCCCCGCCGCCGCGCGGGAGCCCGAGCGCCCGAAGCUGGGGGCGCGGCUGCGCUCACCUCGCCGGGCCGGGAGCGGACAGGCCCUGCCCUGAAGGGGUGAAGCGGCUGGGAGCGCGGGAGGUGGAGCUGGCCCCGGCGGCCGCUCCGCGUCUCAACCCAGCGCCCUCUCCCCGGACCCAGCCCGAGGCGGACCCAGGCCUUUGCCCAUGCGGGGCGCCCCCGGCUCGGAAGAGUCUCCGAGGCAGAGAACAGCUCCUGGCAGCGGCACCAGCGGCAGAGAGAGAAGGAAGAGUGCUUAGCUUGGGCGGCCCGGACCCUCUCCGUAGCGUUUGGAGCCCGGGGCUACCCCGAAGUGUGCGCUUGGCACCGGCGUUCGGACAAGGGCAGCUCCUGUUGGGACCCCGACCCGGACCCCCCUGCGCCUCCUAGGCGGCGCCGCCGCGUCACCCAGCUUUUCAGCGGUCUCCCUCUGCCUGGCGGCAGUCACUGCCAAGGUUAUGGUUCUAAUGUGAGCCUGUUCCAGUAUGCUGGAGUUCUUGCCAUUGCCCCAAGGACACACUUCACCCUGGAAAUGUGGGUGCUGUUGAAGAUGUGAUGAGAGAGUAUUAUGAGGGAGGCCGAGGACUCCACGCUCCGGGCAGAGACACGGCGCUGGGCGUAGGGAUCGCCCCCUCUGAGAGGAUGCUGGCAAUCUGCAGAGGGAGACGGAAAUUCCUGGCUGCCUCGCUGACUCUUCUCUGCAUCCCAGCCAUCACCUGGCUUUACCUGUUUGCCGGGAGCUUUGAAGAUGGGAAGCCCGUGUCUCUGUCUCCGCUGGAGUCCCAGCCGCACAGCCCCCGGUACUCAGCCUCUGGCCAGCGGGAGCGCGAGAGCCUGGAGGUGCGCGUGCGCGAGGUGGAGGAGGAGAACCGCGCGCUCCGCAGGCAGCUCAGCCUGGCCCAGGGUCGGGCCCCAGCCCAUCGCCGUGGCAACCACUCCAAGACCUACUCCAUGGAGGAGGGUACUGGAGACAGCGAGAACCUUCGUGCUGGCAUCGUGGCAGGCAACAGCUCCGAGUGUGGACAGCAGCCGGUUGUGGAGAAGUGUGAGACAAUCCACGUUGCGAUCGUCUGCGCCGGAUAUAAUGCCAGCCGGGAUGUUGUCACCUUGGUCAAGUCCGUCCUGUUUCACAGGCGGAACCCUCUGCACUUCCACCUCAUUGCUGACUCCAUCGCCGAGCAGAUCCUGGCGACGCUCUUCCAGACCUGGAUGGUGCCUGCCGUGCGCGUAGACUUCUACAAUGCAGAUGAGCUCAAGUCUGAAGUUUCCUGGAUCCCCAACAAGCACUACUCUGGGAUCUACGGGCUGAUGAAGCUCGUCCUGACAAAGACCCUUCCCGCCAACCUGGAGCGGGUCAUUGUGCUCGACACAGACAUCACCUUCGCAACCGACAUUGCAGAGCUCUGGGCUGUAUUCCACAAGUUCAAAGGUCAGCAGGUCCUGGGCUUGGUAGAGAACCAGAGUGAUUGGUACCUUGGAAACCUGUGGAAGAAUCACCGCCCUUGGCCCGCCCUUGGAAGGGGCUACAAUACAGGGGUGAUCCUGCUGCUUCUAGAUAAGCUGCGGAAGAUGAAAUGGGAGCAGAUGUGGAGGCUGACCGCCGAGAGGGAGCUCAUGGGCAUGCUGUCCACGUCCUUAGCCGACCAGGAUAUUUUCAACGCUGUCAUCAAACAGAACCCCUUCCUCGUGUAUCAGCUCCCCUGCUUCUGGAACGUGCAGCUGUCGGACCACACCCGCUCUGAGCAGUGCUACCGAGACGUGUCUGAUCUGAAGGUCAUUCACUGGAACUCCCCCAAGAAACUUCGGGUGAAGAACAAGCACGUGGAGUUCUUCCGCAACCUCUACCUGACCUUCCUGGAGUACGACGGGAACCUCCUGAGGCGGGAACUGUUCGGCUGCCCCAGUGAGGCUGAUGUCAACAGUGAAAACCUCCAGAAGCAGCUGUCGGAGCUGGACGAGGACGACCUGUGCUACGAGUUCCGGCGAGAGCGCUUCACCGUCCACCGGACCCACCUGUACUUCCUGCACUAUGAGUGCGAGCCCGCUGCGGACAGCACCGACGUCACCCUGGUCGCCCAGCUCUCCAUGGACAGGCUCCAGAUGCUCGAGGCCAUCUGCAAGCACUGGGAAGGGCCCAUCAGCCUGGCCCUCUACCUGUCCGACGCCGAGGCCCAGCAGUUCCUCCGCUACGCACAGGGCUCCGAGGUGCUCAUGAGCCGUCACAACGUGGCCUACCACAUCGUGUACAAGGAGGGCCAGUUCUACCCUGUGAACCUGCUGCGCAACGUGGCCAUGAAGCACGUGGGCACGCCCUACGUGUUCCUGUCCGACAUCGACUUCCUGCCCAUGUACGGGCUCUAUGAGUACCUCAGGAAGUCUGUCAUCCAGCUCGACCUCGCCAACACCAAGAAAGCAAUGAUUGUCCCUGCGUUCGAGACGCUGCGCUACCGACUCUCUUUCCCCAAGUCCAAGGCGGAGUUACUGUCAAUGCUGGACAUGGGGACUCUCUUCACAUUCAGGUACCACGUCUGGACUAAAGGCCACGCGCCCACAAACUUCGCCAAGUGGCGGACCGCCACCACGCCUUACCGGGUUGAGUGGGAGGCCGAUUUCGAGCCGUACGUGGUCGUGAGACGGGACUGCCCUGAGUACGACCGGAGGUUUGUGGGCUUUGGCUGGAACAAGGUGGCUCAUAUCAUGGAACUGGAUGCGCAGGAAUAUGAAUUCGUCGUGCUUCCCAACGCCUACAUGAUCCACAUGCCUCAUGCCCCCAGCUUUGACAUCACCAAGUUCCGGUCCAACAAGCAAUACCGCAUCUGUCUCAAAACCCUGAAGGAAGAGUUUCAGCAGGACAUGUCCCGCCGCUAUGGCUUUGCUGCCCUCAAAUAUCUCACGGCUGAGAACAACAGCUAGCACCAAGAAGCUACCACUAGGGACAGACAUUCUGCAGGGGGAGAGCCACUUGCUGUUUGGGGCCCAGCCUUCAAACUCAAAGUUAAGCAAUGCUUUUUUGGUUUGUUUUUAUUUGUCUCUUUGGCCCAACAAGGCUACCCACACCACAGAGACCUGGGACAAGGAUCCGUCCACCCCUCUCUGCCCCAGGACCCAGCAUUCCCAGAAUGUGGAAAAAGAGCUUAUCCACAUAGUCUCUUCAAGAAUGGGACAUGGGGGUGGUGAGACGGAACACUAGGGUUAUCCUACCACAAAGCCACGAAAGCAAGCAGAUCUUUCGAAUGUCUUGUUGCUUUCUAAGAAAGGGAAGUCAGGGUGCUGGGAAUCAGCCAUUCCAGGAAAUAAAGGCAAAAAUGUAUCUUCAUUCAGGGGAAACUUUCUUCUUUGCCCUGCAAUCUAGCUGAGUACCCAUGGGGAGGACAAGCCAGUAAUCAGAACCAACGAUUUCAAAAAGCCCAAUGGGGACAUUGUACCUGGCUGGACCUGAAAGUGGGGUUGGUUGGUUCUUUAUCCUCAAGGUCACUGUUGUUUUGUUUUUAUUUUUAUUUUUUAUUUUGAGGGGGCGGGGAUUUUGGGUUUUUGUUUGUUUUUGGUAUGGGAAUCCAAAAUAUAAAAUCUCAUCUUUUAAGGCUCUGAAGGAAAAUCAGCUGCCUCAGCCAAUAGCCCUCUAUCAGCAGUGGCCCAGCAAGGAGGAAGAGUCUUCAGCCAAUAGUUAAACAUGGUCAGCCUUCAACAGGAUUAUCACCGAGACCCCCAUGACCUUGAAUUCCCAGCUCCCCAGAAUCCAGGGGCUAAAAAGGAAAGAUGAAAACCAACCGUUUUACAACCAGUCACAUUUUCUAUUGGCAACAACUGAUUCCUGGGGAAAGGGGUUUGAAGGGACUGUUUCAGUGCACAUGAAAGGUACGAACCUCUCAGGCCUUUAUAAGAACUUUCAUAAUUCAUGAGAGCCCAGUUCUGAAGAAUCACACGUCCAUUUGGAGACCUUCGGGAAGAACGUGUUGAGUUCCUCUGUGUUUGUGCCCACUUCACUGCGGCUGGGACAAGGUCACAACCUCAGGCUCCCUUUGGGCCUGUCCAGAGGGUAGGCGAGCACCUUCACUGUUACACAGAUUGAGGAGACACUGGACUUUUUACUCAUUUUCUUGAAUCUUCAAUAUUAAUGUUGUGUUUACAUUGAUGAGAAUAAGAAUCAGUGCCCUACUCUGCUGGGCGGUUUGUAUUGAGUUGCAAUGUGACCAGCGAACGCUGCAUUCAAUAAACGGAAGUAUGGACUGUUUCUUCCCCACUCCCCUCCACUCUUGUAAGAAGCUACCAAGACACACUUCAGUAUAGAGAGCAAAAUUGAUAAACAGCAACUUUACACUUUCUGUUCCUGUUUCAUUUUUCUCAUCAUUUGCACCUUAACCUUUUUUCUCCUUGCUUGAGGUUAGAUUUCACUUUAUCCUCUAACACUCAAAAGCAUUUUCACAUUUUGCAUUUAGUUUCUGUCUCAACACAGAUGUUUUAUGGACCGGAUAUAUA